Molecule: messenger RNA, 1339 nt
Organism: Mycetomoellerius zeteki
Lineage: Eukaryota; Metazoa; Arthropoda; Insecta; Hymenoptera; Formicidae
Product: RCC1 and BTB domain-containing protein 1-like
Molecular function (GO): protein binding
Source: RefSeq, a predicted model, not a curated record
AUGUCUCCUCUGGAAGGCGAUUUAAGCAUGGAGCAUGUCGUGGAUAUAGCAUGCGGGAAUGGCCAUUCCAUCGCUAUGAUUGAAUCUGGCGAGGUAUACACUUGGGUACGUUAUUACGCACCAGAGAAUAACAUUACUAACAUAACUCGUGACGUACCUGUGCAAAUGAACUCCAUUUUGGCUAAGAAGAAAGUUGUCCAUAUCUCCUGUGGUGCGUACUUUACCAUGAUAGUUGUCGAAAAUGGUGAAGUGUAUAGUUGGGGCUUUAACGAUGCUGGCCAGUUGGGGAUAGGUAAUUGUGAGCGCCAAAGGACGCCGCGGCUGGUUGGUUCACUGAGAGGCAUUGUGAUUGUGGUUUGCGGAUACAAGCAUACGUUGGCACUCACGAACGAAGGGGACCUCUACGCCUGGAGUGGGAAUGAAUACGGCCAGUUAGGGAUCGGCAAUCAGACAAACUCUUGUGAACCAAUCUUAGUCGAGCAUCGAAUGGGAAAGGGGUCCGAUAUUGUCGCUGUGUACAAUAAGCAAUUAAGCGGCUUUGGCGAAGGAGGACGUGUGUAUGUGUGGGGUUAUUGUCGCUGUGUAAGCAUGCCGGAGCCAGUCGCCACUCCAUUCUUAAAUGUGCACAAAGCGCUUGCGAAUUACGAACAACAUAGCAUUAUGCACAAACCGCUGAUCGUAUGCACGAAGGAAGAGACGACGGGCAUAUUGAAACAUCUCGAAACUGCAUUCGAUGAUCCGUCGACGAGCGAUGUUAAGAUACAAGCGGAGGGCCAAUAUAUUCAUGUGCAAAUCUUGAAGAUUCGUUCUUCGUUCUAUAAAAAAAUGUUUCAGCGUGAUUGGGUGGAAAAGAGUCUGAGUAUUAUUAAGCCUGAUCAAUUUUCCUAUGUCGUCUACAAAGCCUUCCUGAAGUACUUAUAUACCGAUGUAAUCGAGUUACCCUGGGAGAAUGUCUUAGAACUCUUUGCCCUGGCUGACACCUAUUGUGAGAGCAAUCUCAAGAAGCACUGCAUUCGGAUGAUAAAGCAAGGAAUUACAGUAUCGAAUGUUGCAUACUUGUAUAGCAUCGCAGUCAAACAUAAAGACGAGGAGCUAGAAGAAUUUUGCUUCGAUUUCGCCGUGAAUCACUUGAAAGAUGUAAUGCGAACAGAAAAUUUCGACAAACUGGAUGAGAAUACGUUAAAAACUUUCAUAAUUAAGGCGGCCAAGACUGGUGCUUUUAGCAAGAUAUAAUAAUUAGUAUAAUAUAUUUGCCUCAAAAAAACAAUACGCCUCAACGGAAAUGAAUGAUAAUCGCCGGAUAUAUGUCCGUUAUAUCAAUACUUGCCAUACAUUUUAU